Molecule: messenger RNA, 1683 nt
Organism: Amblyraja radiata (thorny skate)
Lineage: Eukaryota; Metazoa; Chordata; Chondrichthyes; Rajiformes; Rajidae
Gene: fgl1b
Product: fibrinogen like 1B
Exons: 8
Coding region: 319-1302 (327 amino acids)
Biological process (GO): positive regulation of heterotypic cell-cell adhesion; blood coagulation; blood coagulation, common pathway
Cellular component (GO): fibrinogen complex
Molecular function (GO): extracellular matrix structural constituent; protein-macromolecule adaptor activity
Source: RefSeq, a predicted model, not a curated record
CCUAUUCCUCAGUUUAUAUUGUGCUUAUAUAAUGAAGCCGUGAAUCUGUAAACAUAGAUUUAUUCAAAAGACAUGAAAAGAUGCCCCGCAUUUCAAAAUGCUACAAAUUGGGAGUGGUGUAGUGUGGGGAAAGAUCACAGCACGAUGAUGAAAUAACCCACUCUGGGGACUUUAAUUUGAACCAUCUGAGUGCUUGCAGUGAUAUCAACAAGUUUGGUGCAUUCCUAAUCGCUCAACUCUUCAGGCACACGCAGAACCCCAGGAAUAUCCUCUGCUAUUCAUUGUAUUCCUCUAAUUUAGGGGUUUGCGCUCGAUGCCAUGCUGCUACUGGUCUUUCUACUUCUCUUCAAUCAAAGUUUUGCAAGUCACAGAGCUUUGGACAAUGACACGUGCAAGAUUGAAAUCGCCAGGCUCCGCCUACAACUGCAAAACAUGCAGAAUCAGUUCCUGCUUGGAACUUGGCGGCUGAAGUAUCUAAAGGCGGACAAUCGAUACUGGAUACAUGAACACACCAAAACAAGAAGGAAGGAGCAAGUAGCCAACAUUGAUCCAAAUCUGUUGAUGUAUCACCAUGAUUGCUCGGAGGUGUAUAACAGUGGCAACACCACGAGUGGGUAUUACACACUGAAGCCAGUGUCUGCUGCCGACCCAUUCAUAGCCUACUGCGACAUGUCAGAGGGCGGAGGUUGGACCGUUAUCCAACGGCGCAGCAACGGCAAAGUCAACUUUAACAGAGGCUGGGAUGACUACAAAUCUGGCUUUGGGUUGUUUCAACGGAGGAAUGAUGAGUAUUGGCUUGGAAAUGAAAACAUGCACCAGAUCCUGGCUCCAGGAAAGUACAUAAUGAAGGUCGACCUGACAGAUUGGAAUGGAGAAGAGCGAUAUGCAACGUAUGAAAAGUUUAGCAUUUCAGAUGAAAAGGAUAAGUACCGGCUGAGCUUCGGAAGCUACAUUGGCACGGCAGGAGAUGCGUUGUCGGGAGGCUUGAUCCCAUGGGAGCAGUGGUCAUCUUCUCACAACGGGAUGCAGUUCAGUACAUCCGACCAAGACAACGACCGGUACACUCAGGGCAGCUGUGCCCACGAAGGCAGAAGCGGCUGGUGGUUUAACAGGUGCCACGCGGCCAACCUUAAUGGUAAGUAUUAUCGCCGUGGCAACUACAGCGCCAAGAACGACGAUGGGGUCGUGUGGACCACGUGGAGAGGCUGGUGGUACUCUCUGAGGUUCACCAGCAUGAAAGUCCGCCCACUCUACUACUUAGCUGGAUUGGGAAGCGGGGACUACGACAAUAUUAUUGGCUAAUACUUACUCUGAAGCAACUGCAUUUCCAUCUCAUUCUCAAAAUUAUUUUGUCUAAAUAAUGAAAAAUAUAUUUGGCAGCCAAACUGUAUACAAUGAGCCUCGAUGUAAUGGCUAAUAUUCUCUAUAUUUUUUUUACAAUAAAUUGUUUCUCUAAUUUUGAUUGCAAAAUGACAACCCUUUACAAUAGAUCGGCCAUGAUCGAGUGGUGGAGCAGACUCGAUGGGGCCCAAUGGCCUAAUUCUGCUCUUAUGUCUUAGUGAGUGGACAUGUUCUACAAAAGGACUGUUUGUUAGGGUCAUCUUAAAGGCGCAGGUUGGUGCUGUACUGAGAAAAGGAAUUGACACAUGCCACUUGAAAGAACCGAUAACCCACCCCUCCCAU